This is a messenger RNA of Heterobasidion irregulare TC 32-1, 753 nucleotides long. RefSeq lists its product as uncharacterized. NCBI's taxonomy places the organism in Eukaryota, Fungi, Basidiomycota, Agaricomycetes, Russulales, Bondarzewiaceae. The transcript has 5 exons. Gene Ontology annotation, biological process: GPI anchor biosynthetic process. Gene Ontology annotation, cellular component: endoplasmic reticulum membrane. The record is from RefSeq and is a predicted model, not a curated record. The annotation marks the transcript as partial.
CUCCACACUCUCGUGCUCUCCGCUUCCCUCUUUCUUCUCCCGCAGACCUCACUGCUCUUUCCUUUGCCGCCCCUCGAGCGCGGCCUCGACAGACCACAGCACCCCUUUCUGGGCCCUAUCACCUCUAGGCCGCUUGUCACACUCGCAUGGAUCGUAACUGGCUCCGCGUUGCUGGUGGGGUGGUGGAGUGGGUGGGUCAGGGAAUGGGUCAGGGAGGGAGGGAUGGGCGGGGCUGGCGUCGAGGCUCGACUGGUUAGGAAAGGCGAGGGCAAGGGCACAGAUAUCCGGAAUGCGUCGCUGUUCACGCUCUACGCGUCCGUCGCGAUACAUCUCGUGCUUGUGCUCUUUAGCGCACCCAUAACCACGCAUCUCGCGCACACCUACCUCCUCUCUCUGCUUCUUUCGAUCCUCACGACCUUCAUCCCCGCGUAUUGUCUGGGUCCGCCCAUCCUGCCGUUCUUCCUCCCCUUCAUCACCGGCGCAGAAUCCCAACCUGGCUCGUCAGCGGCGGUCGUUCAGAACGACACGUGGAUACGGCUCUUCGCUGAAUUUGCUCCACGAACCGCUCCGGAACGUGCGUUCGUCUACCCUGCUAUCGGUACCUUCCUCGGGGCGUGGGCAGGUGUAAUCCCAAUUGGUCUUGAUUGGGACAGACCUUGGCAGGCUUGGCCCUUGACCCCUGCAUACGCCGCCGUCAUCGGCUAUUCCUUUGGCGCACUGGGAGCGCUAGGGAUGAACAUCCUCCUGUUCCUC